Messenger RNA from Phytophthora nicotianae INRA-310, 2622 nucleotides. RefSeq lists its product as hypothetical. Bases 1 to 2622 code for a protein of 873 amino acids. The transcript has 2 exons. Lineage: Eukaryota; Oomycota; Peronosporomycetes; Peronosporales; Peronosporaceae. The record is from RefSeq and is a predicted model, not a curated record.
AUGGAGAUUGGACCACGAGUGCUCACUCAUUCGACAAUCUUGCGUCAGCAGAUCAAGUCACAACUGAUGAUUGUUGCUACUCAAGGAGUCGUAGCAGUAGCAUAUCCGCUCUUCAGUGCAGUCUUUAAUCAUCUCACGGGGAUCGAGCAAACCGCUUUUAUAAUAGUCAUGCCUAUCAUCAAGUUUGUCACCAAGCAAAUUAUCGCGGAUGCUGCUAAAAGGCUCAACGAAUUUGUUGGUCCCAUUGUGGUGUUUUCAGUCGAUGUAUUCAACGUUUUCUACGUUGCGAUUUGCAUGCAAGCCGCAACAUCAACAAUGACGACGCUACUUAUUGUCGCUGCAGACAGCUUUCACCUAAUCGUUGCUGUUCGAAGUAUUUUCCAGCGAAAUAAUGCAAAUCACGGGUCACGUGGUUCAGAACUUUCGUAUUAUCUGAGUGAGUUACCGCUUAAGGUGCAAAUGGUUUUCCAAGGCUUUGCACCUCACGUGCGGCAGAUCCGCAUACGAGCUCCUUUUCCACUUCCACUUUCGGAUGAAAGCCGGGUGCUUCUAGACAAUCUCAACAAGCUAAAAAAUUCUGACGCGCAAACUGAAAUUGAGUCGAUUUCGACGAGAUAUUCUGACCAAAACAUGACCACUCAGGGAGAUAAAUAUGAAUGCAUCCAGCUAGUCCAGCCCAUUCGAACAAUCGCAGUUGCUAAGCCGCGUCAGAUUGAACCCUCCUGCCCGAUCACUGAAGGAUAUCUGGUGAAAAAUAAAACGGAUCAUCUCAAAUCUGUCUACGAUGAUCUACAAGCACUUUUCCAUUCCGAGUACGUCCUGAUGGGUGAAUAUAUCGAGUUCGUGCUCCCAUUACUCUACGCUCUGUACCUCGCCGUGUUGUUCCAUCUGCCCAUUGCGGCCUAUUAUCCACAUACAUCAACGAUGACGACUACUAAGCUGCACGAAACGCUAGUGAGCAUCUUGGCUUUUUCGGUGGUUGAGUUCGUUGCAUUUAGCGGUCUUCUGCUAAUGCUGAGGAGAAAAUUCGGAUUCACGCCGUUGUACCAGUUGGCGUUCGUUUUGGAAACUCAAGCCAAUACCCUACAAGGACAUUUAUUUGUAUGGACCCCGUUCAUACUGCAGUUAACCCUAUCGUUCCCUACCCAUCAACCUCGAACGGAGCUGUCGCUUUCACAAUUGAAAACGCAGCAGACCGAGGCAAGUAUGAGUUUCGAAAAUAAUUUUACGAGAAUUGAAAGCGUGCGCUUUCCAGACGAAAUAUCAGCUUUGUUUCACGUUUUGGAUUCAAUUGAUGAAAUGCUAAUGUCGCCAGAAGAAGGCCUGAUAAAAGCUGCUGGAACAAAUCAAGUGCCUUGGAUCGAAAAUCUCCUUGAGACGUAUGAUGGCGACUUGACAGAUGCAAUCGUAAGUGCGUCGGCUAAUGGGCAUGUGGAGCCGCUACUUCGCCUACUGCAAGAGACUCAAGAGCGAGGAAGCAGCGGUCGAAUCGCGCUGCAGAAAGUUGUUAAAACAGCAGCGACUCAUGGGCGACUAAAUGUCAUAUCUGUGUUCCUGCCACAGAUCGCUGAUUCCGAUCAGGAUACGGAAGCACUUUUGGCGAUGUAUGAAAGCACGUGGCAAGUGCUCGACGAAGCAACAGCUCGUGGGUACCGGGACGUUAUUCGAUUUGCUAUAGAAUUUGCAACGGAAUGGGGCUAUAUUGACUCGUAUGCAUCAACAAGUACGUCAGACGCUUUGGCACGUGCAAUUGAAGGGUGUCUCGAUGAUGUGGCCAUUUACCUUCUUGGCAUUUUCGCGAUCCCAUGUAAAAUGAAAGACGCUCUUGAAAAAGCGAUAGAACGUGGACAAUUCGAUAUUAUCGAGUGGACGUACGUGAUUUACGUGCAACGUGCUGGAGUCGGGCAGAUGUUAACAGAUUUGGCGAGCGAUGGGAACAUCGGUGCUGUUAAGUAUCUUUGCACCCAUUUUGGUAUCCCUCCGUGUGCCAUUAACGAAGCUUUCAGAAGUGCGACGGGUAUUUCGACUAUUCAAUUUCUUUACAAUACUGGGUGUAUUUCGCCUGGUUCGAUUACUAUGGUGUUUCGGAAUGCAUCUGGACGUGGGGUGUUAGACGAAUAUUAUCAAGAAAAACUUGAGAUUGUAGAAUUACUAUGCAAGGAGAGUUGUAUUCCACCCCGAGUCGUUAGAUUUGCUUUUGUCCGUGCCGCUGCCCGCGGUGACGAAGAUUUGCUGAACGUCUUGUGGAAUGAUUACCGGCUGAAUGACCAAACUUUCGUGAAAGCAUUCAAUAUUGUUGUAACCGACAGCAAUUUGUAUUUAACGAGAGUACUAUUCCACGGUGGUCGUAUCUCAGCUCAGGCGACCAACAAUGCUCUACUGGUUUCUUCAAGUAGAGGAUAUCAGAAAAUCGUGCUGUUCUUGAUUGACGCGCCUGGGAUAGUUGAUUGGGCGAAGGAAAAGGUAUUCCUUGAUGCAGUUCGUAGUAACCGGUCGUACCUAGUCCAGUGCUUGUGUGACAAGAGAAGCUGGCCAGCUCGUGUUGUGAAACGUGCUGUGUGUAUUGCGGACAAUCGUGAACUAAAUGAAAUUCGGGAGACGCUUACGCGCUUAGGAAAGUAG